This is a messenger RNA of Moneuplotes crassus, 1472 nucleotides long. The record is from the annotation of a GenBank genome assembly. Lineage: Eukaryota; Ciliophora; Spirotrichea; Euplotida; Euplotidae.
GAAAAGUAGUGAUCCAAAGCAAGUAUCCUUCCAGAUCCUUGGUCAGAACAAAUAUGGAUCUAAUGACUUCAAACUCCCAGAUUUAUCAGGUCAGAAAUAGUAAGCCACUGUCACCAGCAAUUUCUCAUGAGAAGGCGAAAUAUUUCUAUACCCCUCAUUUCCAGAAGAAGCACAAAGUACAUAGUUCCAUAGCAAGAGAGCUACUAUUUGGAGGAACUCAUAGCAAGGGAAGUCACAAAAGCUCCCACAGAUCUGUUGCUGAUAGUUAUGACCUGAACUACCAGAAGCUUCUAAAGAACACUCAAAACCAGAACUUGAAAGAGCAGAUGCUUAAUCCCAAAGAUGAAGGUGCCCAGAGAGACAUCGUUAGUGAGAUAGAUUACUCUGAUCAGAAGUCCAUUAAGUCUGUGCUGACCUCUGUGACUAAGUCAAGUCGGUACAGGAGUAACUUGACUAAAGAGUCCCUCAGACAACUUGAUAAAGGCAAAUAAAAUUAUUACGAAAGGUGGCGGAGGCAGUAUUUACUCAGACGCGAUGAGCAUGAGAUCUAAGAUGUCCAAAUUCAGUCGCAGAACACAUAGCUUGGCUGAUAAGAAAGACCAAGAACACCUUGAAAAAGUUAAUGAACAAGAAGAAAUUCAGCAAGAACAGAAAGAGGAGGAGUUCCAAAAAUGCCAUAUCUGUGAAAAUGAGCUUACUAUUGAAGAGUCGGUUUUUAACUCCCAGAUUGUAGAUUAUAAGCAAAGUAAAGAUUCUACCAGCCAGCAACCACUUGGUAGUGCAGAUAAGCUUGAUAAGAUCUCUGAAUUCGGACAUGAUGUGCUUAAAGCUGGCAUCGAUUUUGAUAAAAAUAACCUACUCUGUGCUAAAUGCAUGUUUGAUUUGUUUGUAACUAAAGGAAUCGUACCUCAAACAAAGCAGUCUUACGAAGCAAUCAGGAAGAGAGCUAGCAGCGAAACAAGAAGUGAUGCUGGAUUGAGAAAUGGUGACACAGAUGACAAAAUACAGAAAGAGAUUAUUAAAGCUAAACAUCUAGGAAAUAAUAUUUCUGGAAUUCAGCCAAAGUCUAGUCUCAUCGCAGCCGCUGAGAGUACCUUUAACGGGUACAGUUUUAAACCGUCUAUGAGUCAUAAGCAGAAUCAUUUAGCUAGUAAUUUCUCUGAGUUGACUGGAUCAACUAGUUUCAUUGAUCAGUCUCAGUUUAAUAAUACUCGAGCAUUAAUGAAGUUUCCAAAGUUGUUGUCCAAGGGAAAGAUCAAUACCCAAGACUUGUACGCUCAGUUGAGUAACCUGAGGCCAGGGAUCCCUUCUUCAACUACCAAAGAAGAGCAUGGUUGGACUCCCUUCCAGAAUAUGCAGGUUGAUAGACAUCAUCAUAGAAAAAAGAAUGAUAUCUCAGAAUAUAGUGAUGCUUUGUUCUCCCAUGCCCCUUCUUAGAUAAGACUUGAGAAAUAAGAUUUCAAUGCAUGAAA